Messenger RNA from Oreochromis aureus, 1064 nucleotides. RefSeq names its product polymeric immunoglobulin receptor-like. The transcript has 5 exons. The record is from RefSeq and is a predicted model, not a curated record. NCBI's taxonomy places the organism in Eukaryota, Metazoa, Chordata, Actinopteri, Cichliformes, Cichlidae. Bases 63 to 1064 code for a protein of 333 amino acids.
GAAGUGUCAGACGCUGUUCUUCUGAAGUUUAACAACUUUUCUGCAUCAGGAUUAAAGUCAGAAUGAAAAUCCUUCAUUUUCUAUUCUUCUGCUUGUUGUCAGAUGCAGGUGUGCAAGUCGAGGCAAAACAUAAUAUCUGGUCUGCAGCUGAAGGAGGAAAUGCGUCGUUUCUCUGCUACUUAACUUUAUCUGGAAGCACAAAGUUUUUCUGUAAGGAAAAAUGUGAGCGAGCAGAAGAUAUCCUCAUUAAAACAGAUGGAAGCACAGCUCAGAGUGGGAGAUACAGCAUUAAAUAUAAAGAUGGAUCUCCAGGAAGCGGAAUUGUGUCUGCGACCUUCACACAUAUGAUCAAGUCUGACUCAGGAAUGUACAGGUGUGCUUUAGGAAGACCUUCUGUUCCAGAUUCAUACUAUGACUUUGAGGUCAGAGUUUCAAAUGAUCUGGGUAAAAGGGUUGGUUUUUAUCGCACACAAACUGAGGGAGAAAACAUCACAUUGGGAUGUUCCAAUACUGUGUAUGGACAGAGGAAGUUCUUUUGCAAGAAUCAGUGUAAGAAUGAAGGCGAGAUCCUCAUUGACACAACUAAUGAUAAAUCUGUGAGUGGCAGAUACAGCAUUGAAUACAGACCAGUAUCCACAUUUGGACUGUAUGGGACCAUCACACAGCUGACCAAGUCAGACACAGGAGAGUACAGCUGUGGUUAUGGAAACCCUCUGUCUCCAGAUUCAUACGGCAGUGUAAAUGUUCUUGUCAUUGAUGCUUCAAACACAACUGCCUCCCCACUACAAACAACAACACAGAGUGAAAGUGUCACUCCAGGAGUCUCUACACAUUGUCCUGACUCCUCCUGGCUUCUGGUUGUGCGUGCGUCCUUGGAUGGUGUUUUGCUGAUGGCUGUUUUCCUCAUGCUCUUCUACAUUAGUAAGACAAGGAGGAACUUUGGACUGAACACCAGAGAAAAUGACACAAAGAUGGAGUUAUUUGCUGCACAUGAGAACUUGGAUCCAACCUCAGAACAUAAAGAGCCCAAACGCAGCAGGACCAAACCUACUCUGCAUUAUUAA